UGAAUCCCCGACGAUAGUUGGCGGCGAAGCUGCCGAAUCGGUUGCCGAUGGUGGUGAAAUCGUGCAUGUGGUGGAUUGUUGCACAUGGAGUGGCUGGUCCAACGGUGGGACCAAGUGGACAGCGUAAUCCUCACCACGUCAGCAGGCCACGUCAGCAGGACACGUCAGCCGACAGCAGCGCCACGUCAGCAGCCGAGCAAUGCCACGUCAGCAGCAGGGAGUGCCACGUCAGCAGUCCUCCGGCCUGGUCGAUAUUCACGUGCUUACAAACAGCUGGCAUGGAUCAGAAGUCCGGGGAAACGGUCGAGGCCUAUGAGGCCCGGAUGCUGGCUUUGAUUACCGAAGCCAAUAAACGGGCGGAUGAGGUAGCAGCAACAGAGAAAAAGAAGGCAAAGGACGCGGAGAAGGCACGUCUGUUGGCAAUCGAACAGCUGCGCCAGCAAGACGAGGCAGCAGCAAGGGCUGCCGAUGAAGAACGAAAUCAACAACGCGAGAAGAUAUUCAACGGAGAGCGAGCCUUGCUCACAAUGGCAGCGGACUGUCGGGCCGAGGCCGAUAAUGGUAAGAUGGAAGAGAGUGAAAGCAAGAUCGCUCUACUCCUCUCCCAUUUUACGGAUCUCCUGGCAACGUGCAUUGCACAACAGGAGGACAUCCACAACCUCGACGACUCGGUUCAGACGCACAACCAGGCGUUUGAUCAAGUCAACAGCCGCCUCCAGCAGCUGGAGCAACGACCCGUCGCCGCCCACGAUGCCAGCUCCUCCAACACCUCCGAUUGCCUCAAUGCAUUGGAGAUCGACGUCGGAACCCUCAAGGACGACGCGCAGCUACAGCAAACCGCCACGCAACAACUGGAGCAGUGGAUCUGUGCUGCCGCCGCCACACCGAGUUCGGCACCGCGCGACACGACUCCAAAGUUCGAUGGUCAGGAGAUCUUCUGCGAUUCGACGAAGACGGACUCGAUUCCGUUGUUCCGCAAGUUCGAGCUCAAGUUGCAGCUACACCACUACGGGGUGGUAGCUGCCGACUUGUACACCAAGAUCAGCUGGGAUGAUCUAAAGGCGGCGUGGCAUAAGCGGUUCCAAGUAGAGCCGUCGGAAAUCAAGGCAAUGGACAAAUUGAUGACCUUCGAACAAGGCAUGCUACCAAGUGUUGACUGGAUUGCCGAGUACCAACGCUUCACAUCCAUCCCAUACAUUCAGAUGGGCUUCAAGGCCGUCAAGCACUACUUCAUCUCGAGGUCGUGUCCGACAUUGGGCAACGCCUUGACUCACGUCGAGGAGACCCUGACGACAACGACGGAGCUCUUCGACAAGGCCGCGCAAAUCAUUUUCACGAACAAGGAGGCCAAGAACCUCAAUCGUUUGUCUGCGACAGGCUCGAGGAAAGAUCAGCAUCGACCGAAAGUGGCCGUGGCCGCGGCGACAACGCCAACCGACCCUUCUAGCGAGGCCAUGUCUACCAAUGAAGGGGACAGACUCGCAGCCGCCCGAGAUGGUGACCGCCCUGGCUAAGGCCGAGGACGCGGCAAGAUGAAGACAAACACCACAUCUAUCCCUGGGCUCGACGCAGCAGCUCCCGCCCCAUGGUCCCACUACGGUCUCUCCGAGCAAGCAUACAAGCAAUGCACGAGA
Molecule: messenger RNA, 1634 nt
Organism: Chara braunii
Lineage: Eukaryota; Viridiplantae; Streptophyta; Charophyceae; Charales; Characeae
Source: the annotation of a GenBank genome assembly